GACUUGCAUUACUAAGUAUAGCAUUUUUAGAUAUAAUUUACUCCUAGCUAGCUAGAAAUGGAAAUGAAAUACCUAACCCUAAUGGUGACAGUGAUGGCGGCCAUGGCUAUAUUUGAAGGGAAAUUUAGUAUGGCCAAUCUGAUGGAGGUGAAAUGUAUAGAAGUUUGCAUGAACGAAUGCAAGAAAACUGGUAUAGCCACUGCUGCCUGUCUCAAAUUCUGUCCACUUCACUGUGUUCCACCUACGCCUCCUCCUGAAGUCCGCUACUGCAAUCUCCGAUGCAUUCUUCAACAUUGUGUUGACUACAAGAAUGAUGAAGAGAAACUGGAGGGCUGUGUCUCCAACUGCCGGAAGAAUGAUCAUUGCUAAAUUACUAAUUCUAUAAUGAUACAUUUUACCCACACAAUAAAUGCCGCAUAAUUCUAGUCCUCGCUCUAUUUCUGUUUAUUUUUCUUUUAAAUAGUGAGUUUCAGCUUUCAGUUCUGUCUUAAAGAAUUUGGAUCAGAUGAUGCAGACGUUAUCUA
Molecule: messenger RNA, 524 nt
Organism: Nicotiana tabacum (common tobacco)
Lineage: Eukaryota; Viridiplantae; Streptophyta; Magnoliopsida; Solanales; Solanaceae
Product: protein TAP1-like
Source: RefSeq, a predicted model, not a curated record